GCCUUGAAAUGAAAAAACGACACUUUCAUGUGCGUUCAGCGAAACAUGUUGCUGCUGCACAAUAUUCACAGAGAAACCAACACCUGCAGGUCGCUGUGGUUUUAAAGUAAAAGCACAUUAUUGAGCCGUUGCGAUAUGAAAAAAUCUUAUAUCGUGUCAGGUUGUGUUUUCACACAAGUGCCGUUGUUUUGUUCGGCAGUAAAUCUUCCUGCGAGUGGAGACGCUCCGAGGAUCCAUUAAUGGUUUGAUACACAGAAGUGCCGAGCUGCCAUUCUGUCUACUUACGGCAAGACGGCUAUCUGGCUCACACCACCAGGACUGAAGGUUGUAUGUUUGAAAAAGUGGCGAGGCAUUUCUACGAUGAUACCUGCGUCGUGCCAGAAAAGGCCGAAGGUGACAUUAAGCAGGAGUCAGGCCUGUACCGCGAGGGCCCGUCGUACCAGCGCAGGGGCUCGCUGCAGCUCUGGCAGUUCCUGGUCGCUCUGCUCGACGACCCGUCCAACUCGCACUUCAUCGCCUGGACCGGCCGCGGCAUGGAGUUCAAACUCAUCGAGCCAGAGGAGGUGGCACGUCGGUGGGGGAUACAGAAGAAUCGACCGGCGAUGAAUUACGACAAGCUCAGCCGAUCGUUGCGCUACUACUACGAGAAGGGGAUCAUGCAAAAGGUGGCCGGUGAGAGAUACGUCUACAAGUUCGUGUGCGACCCCGAGGCCUUGUUCUCCAUGGCGUUUCCCGACAAUCAGCGGCCGGUGCUGAAGACGGACAUGGAGCGGCAGAUCAACGAGGAGGACACGGUGCCGCUGUCGCACUUUGACGAGAACAUGGCCUACGUGCAGGAGGGGCCCUACUGCCAACCGCACCCCUACAGCGAGGGCUACGUUUAUUAACGGCAACCCCCCACCCCCCUCCUCACACACGUGCACACACACACACACACUCAUGCCCUCAAACACACACCUCCCUCCUCCCCUCCAUCUCUUCCUCCGUUACUCCAGAGACUGUUGUGUCCUCUAAUUCACAGUCUCUCCAGGAAUAAGACUGAACACACAUAUGCAGCGGAGCUUCCCCUCUCUCUCUCUAUCUCUCUCUCCCUCUCUCUCUCCCCCUCCCUCUCUCUUACUCUGUCUCUCUCUCUCUCACAUAAACACACAUGUCCUCUUGGUUUUUUUUUGCUCUUGUCUUUCUGACGUCCACAGCAGGAUGGAGAGUGCACUUUAUGGACAGGAGGAAUGGCGCGGUGUUAACCUGCUAGCUAUGAGCUAUGUGGUUGUUUAUGUUUGUACAUUAAUGUGGGAAUCGUUCUGUUUGUUUCUUCUGUUUUUUUUUUUUUUACUGAGUUCUUCGGAGCAUGUGGCUGCGACCCAACAACGACUAAAUGUUACACUCUGAUUUUCACGCCGACAAAAACGAUCUCGUCCGCACACGAGCAGCAAACGGAACGUCGAUCGCUUCUGUUCGACCGUCCUUCACUCAGUCAUCCUGGGGACGUGUUGCGACGAUACUUUCGAGGUGAAGUGACACGAUUACAGACUCGUCAGAGAAACAAAAGAGACAUUCAGCCACGGUGAUCUCUGCCCCCUCGUCCAGUCAGACUGUAGAUCUCACGUAGGUGUUUCAGCUGUAACGACACAAACUCCACCGGAGACGAGACGUCGGCGCACAAAGGACGCACUGGAAUAGUUCUGAACUGUGUGAAUGAAACUUUUCUGCAUCACAGCCUGUGUUUAGGAUAAUCAAUAAAGCCUCAGGCCGCUGUAAGAUAACUCAUUAACUGUAACUGCAGUUUCCUUCGUUUCUGACAGAGCCACUCGUUUGUCAUUCAGCUGUUCAGUUUUUUCAAUGAAUAACUGGAGAAAGUGUCUGUACAGUCAAAACGGAAACACAUCCGUAAGGUUCCAGAGGUUUGCAGCCGAUAAAAGGCUGAAAAAUCAAACACAAAAUCUAAAAUGUCCCUGAUUUCUUUUUUCUUUUUGGUUCCAGGGGAACAUGAAAUGUAUAUUUUGCUUUAAAAUGUUGCAUCGCCAUUGAUAGGGUUGUUUUUUGUUUGGUUUUUUUUGUUUAAAAAAAAAAUGUAUAAGAAAUAUCUAGAGUUUUAUAAUGUGAUGACAAACAUUCAUGUUAUAACAAAAAUAGUGUUCCAUUGUAUAAUCAGGUAAAUCCACAUUUUGUUGCUGCUUCAAAUUGUACGUGUAUUUUCUAGUCUCAAGAUAAAAAAGGAAAAGAAAAAGAAAGUGCGGCAGAUAUGGCUUGCUCUUCUUUCAUUUCUAAUUCUCUUAUUUUGAAUUUUAUUUUUUAUUUUAUUUGUUUUUGUUCAAUUUGAACAUUUAAAAAAAAAAAAAGUCUGGUCUGGUAUGAGUUUUGUUCUCGAGGGCCACAUGUCUGGGGCGGGAUUGGCAAUAGCAGAAAUUCUGUAAUAAAA
Paralichthys olivaceus (Japanese flounder) is the source of this 2419-nucleotide messenger RNA. The record is from RefSeq and is a predicted model, not a curated record. Lineage: Eukaryota; Metazoa; Chordata; Actinopteri; Pleuronectiformes; Paralichthyidae.